Messenger RNA from Felis catus (domestic cat), 2695 nucleotides. It is a transcript of the gene HAVCR2, whose product is annotated as hepatitis A virus cellular receptor 2. Lineage: Eukaryota; Metazoa; Chordata; Mammalia; Carnivora; Felidae. The record is from RefSeq and is a predicted model, not a curated record. Bases 789 to 1631 code for a protein of 280 amino acids. The transcript is spliced from 8 exons.
UGAGCUGUCAGCACAGAGCCCAACAUGGGCCUUGAGCUCAUGAACCGUGAGAUCAUGACCUGAGACAAAGUCAGAUGCUUAACCAACUGAGCCACCCAGGCGCCAAAAAAUGAACAUAUAAUUUGGGACAUAUCCAUUCCCAGAAAAAUAUCCAGUAAUAAACAACCCAUAGGAAUACACAACAGCAUGAACUAACCUCAUGAAUACAUUGUUGAGUGAAAGAAGCAAAACACAAAAACUUGCAGAUGAUGUGAUAUCAUUCAUAUGAUGUUAAAAAACAAGCAAAACCAUACAUAUAAUUUUGGAAUGCAAACACAGGUGGUAAAACCGCAAAAUAAACCAAAUGAUUAUUGCAAGGUUUAGAAUAGUAAUUAUCUGUAGGAGAGGAGGAAGAUUUUGUGAUCAGGAAAAGACAUACGAGCUCGGAAUGGGUGUCAGCAGGACUUGAGGAGAUUGGGAGUGUUUUCCCUUUUGUUUUGAGUCCUGGUUGAGUGUUUGCUUUAUAAACAUCUGUACCCUAUAAAUUUAUAUGUGCAAUGUUUUAUAUAUCUGUCAUAUUUUCCACCAGACAGCAGUUUAACCUCAAAACCAUGUUGUGACAUCAUCAUGCACCCAUUGUCUUGGAAAAAAUUAAAAAGUCUGACGGAACUGUUACUGGCAAGAUAUGGAGCAUCGUAAGAGUUCUCCCUGGCAGUGAGAAUGUAAAGUGGAGUAAGCGCUUUGGAAAACUUCUCACCCACAGUCCUGUAAAGUGGAUGCCUAUGAAAACAGAAAAAUGACAAAAAUCCAUGGUUUCACAACUUUCCUUUGACUGUGUCCUGCUGCUGCUGCCACUACUCACAAGGUCUUUGGAAGAGGAAUACAUAGUUGAAGUGGGUCAGAAUGCUGUUCUGCCCUGCACCUACUCUCCAGCCACUCCUGAGAAUCUUGUGCCUGUCUGCUGGGGCAAGGGAUCCUGUCCUAUGUUUGAAUGUCAUAGUAUGGUGCUCAGCACAGAUGGAAGGAACUUGAAAUAUCAGACAUCCAACAGGUACCAGCUAAAGAGGAAUUUCCACAAAGGAGAUGUGUCCUUGACUAUAGAGAAUGUGACUCUAGCUGACAGUGGGACCUAUUGCUGCCGGAUUCAAUUCCCAGGCCUAAUGAAUGAUAAAAAAUCAAACCUGGAGUUGGUCAUCAAACCAGCCAAGGUCACCCCUGCUCGGCCUACACACAGAGACUUCGGUACAGCCUUUCCAAGGAUGCUCACCACCAAGGGAUAUGGCUCAGAGACACGGACACUGGAAGCCCUCCAUGAUAAAAAUCAAACUCAAAUGCCCACAUUGGCUAACGCACUACAAGACUCUGCUGUGACCACCAGAAUAGGCAUCUACAUUGGAGUGGGGAUCUCUGCUGGGCUGACUCUCAUUCUUAUCAUUGCUGCUUUAAUUCUCACAUGGUAUUCUUAUAGCAAAGAGAAGUUACAGAAUUCAAGCCUGGUCACUUUGGCCAAUGUCGCUCCCUCAGGGUUAGCAAAUACAGUAGCAGAAGGAAUGCACUCGGAGGAAAACAUCUAUAUCAUUGAGGAGAACAUAUAUGAAAUGGAAGAUCCGUAUGAAUACUACUGCUAUGUCAGCAGCGAGCAACUAUCCUGACAACCCAGAGGUCUAACCCUUUAACCCUGCCAGAUCCCACUACUUCAUUUUUGAGCAUGGUAUCAUUGUGAAAACUAUGAAAUGUGUCAGCUGAUUGGUUUUAGAGGCCCUGUCCAUGGCCACCAAGCAGAGUUUUUACAUUUCGGGAGAUAAUUAGCUCACAUAGGGAUGGAACUGUGUCCUACACUGUAUUUAGGUACAACAUCACCUCUGUAUUUCAGCCAGUGGGGCUACCCAAUUCAGAGCAUGCUAAUUGGGGCAUUAGAGUUCAAAUGGGCUUUUAUAUAGAGUAGGAAUUUUUUUUUUUAAUGUUUAUUCACUUUUGAGAGAGAGACAGAGACAGAGACAGAGGACAAAUGGGGGAGGGGCAGAGAGAUUGAGAGACACAGGAUCUGAAAUAGGCUCCAGACUGUAAGCUGUCAGCACACAGCCCGAUGAGGUGUUCAAGCCCACAGACUGUGAGAUCAUGACCUGAGCCAAAUUUGGAUGCUUAACUGAGCUACCCACGCACCCCUGGGCUAGGAAUUCUUAAUAUGUGGUCCCAAGAAUUCCAGGAAAUUCAGUCACAUGAUGUAUCCACAGAGCUACUGAAAAUAUAGGGAAAAUUAUGUGUUAAGAUAUGUGCAUGUCUUUUUGGUACAGAAAGUCUAAAGGGGCCACUGAGUUUCAAAGAGUUCUGUGACCCAUAAAAAGUUUAGAAGCUAUUAGAGGAGGAGUAGAUGGUCUCGAAGGUUCUCUCUGAGUCUCAAGACUUAUGCUUCUUUGAAUAUUGAUUGUUUCCCAGUAAGUGCUGCUGCACAGCUCUCCUUUGCCAGUUAAGUAGACUGCCUAGCAAGUCCUGUGGUGUGAAGGAGCUCCUAGAGAAAAAGGAAGUGUGCUCCGUGUGUUGCCAAGUUUUGCUUGGGGUGCACUCAAAAGGAAAUAUCUCUGACCAACUUCUCCAUUCAUGGAGAGAACUGGAGCUAUGUUUUUCAUAGAAGAAGCAGUGACUUGUACACAAACUCUGUUUCCUGGUGGAAAGAAAGCACAGGGCUCCAGCAAUCUAUAUUUAUCGGCAUCAAAUC